Molecule: messenger RNA, 1216 nt
Organism: Aphanomyces invadans
Lineage: Eukaryota; Oomycota; Saprolegniomycetes; Saprolegniales; Verrucalvaceae
Exons: 10
Coding region: 23-1216 (397 amino acids)
Source: RefSeq, a predicted model, not a curated record
GUUUCCGAGAUCUUGGGCGGGCAUGGAAGUGGCCGUCGCGGCGUACGUUGCGCAGUUUGGAACUAUCGAGGGUAUCAUGGUCCUGGAGAAAGUCAGUCAGCAAUGGAGACGGUGGGCGAGACACCAUCGCUUAUGGCGCGACCGAUUCCGUCGCAUGUAUUACGAUGAGUUUGCAUUCCUUGUGGGCGACCAAGGCGAGCAUGCUGACUCGCAAGAGUGGAGGUUGUUGUGCGUCCAACACAACAUGGACUACUCAUGCGGAUACCACUUGGGUGCACCACAACAGGACGAGGCAUCCAUGCUGCGAUGGAUCUUUGUCACACGACAGGCAAUCAACCGAAUGUCGAGAAAUGUGGCGGAUGUAUUAGAGUCGUCGCCACCAGAGUGCAAACCGCUGGAUGAAGCCACGUAUUGGCAGCGUUCCAUGGAGCACCUGAAGCGUCUACAAGACAACGUGGGCGAGUGGACGGCUGGGGAGGGAGGCCGCCACGAGCUCCAUGCCAAGCUCGCGGACCACGUGCAGACCAUCAAGAAGCUGCACCACCAAGCGCAGUGGAAUGCCAAAUACUUCAAAGUCCUAGAGAGCCCGUUUCGAGCGAUUCUGUUCACCGACAUGAAGCACGUCCCGUUUGUCGUGACGCCGAUGAUCAAGACGCUGAAAAUGAUGUGGUUGUCGAGCAAGUACUACAACGAUUGCUUCAAGAUGGGAGGGUUGCUCGGUCGUAUUGCACACGCACUGAGUGUUCGUGUGAGCCGCGCCAUCUCGAUCACGGCGCUUCUCCACGGCGACGGCGACUUCCAAGACACGAUCGACAUGGUGGAAUGCGCCGGCGUGAUGCUGGAACGAUGGCACCAAGUUUACGAUCCGUCGUCGACUGUGUGGGGCCCGUUCGACAUGUACAUGCUCUUCCAUCGGGUCGACUUCGUGGCUCAGCGGUGCUCCGAAGUGCGCAGCGCGCUCGUCCUCCUUCGACAAAUUCGGACGGUCCUGAUCGAGAAAGUCCAGAAUUCCGACGACGCGAGCCAGAUAGAUGAGUUCGAGGAGAUGCUGCGGUCGAUGGACACUGACUUGCGUCGCCACUGGGAAGGCAUCGACGACUUGUUUGCCGACGAGCACUCGGCAGCGUGGGCGCACGGCAUACAGAGUUUGAGAAGCCACUCGGACGCCCUGCUCCAAUUUGUCCAUCGGCUCCAAGACAAAAUACCUAUUUAUUGA